UUUACGGAGAAUCGAAACCAACAUUUUCCAGUCUGAACUUCUACUGCAAUCCAUGGUCUGUCAUGAAAAUAGUUAUAUUUAUUUUAUAGUCUGAAUUUGAAAAUCUGCAUUACUAUAUAGCAUGUAGUGUUAAGUAAGCAGCCUAACUUACACGUCACCUUAUUUGGAAAGGACCUGUAGGCCUACUCUGUCAGUUGGGAGUAAGUGGAGCUGAAUGCAGUUUUUGUUCUCAUGGUUGUGUAAAAGUGAAAAAGUGAACAGAGAUGGGGGACAAGAAACAAGACUCAGUGGAAAGGCCAGCAGAUGGCAAUAAGAACCAGACGAGUGACUCCCUCCAACAGGUUACAGCCCCUGGAAAUUCCAAGGGGAGAAAGAAGAGAGGAAAGAAAAAGAGGAGUGCCAAGAAGAUGGAGGACAAGGAGGGAGAGAUGGACAAAUUUGCCCCAUUGCAGUCUGUCCUGGUUCAAUCACAAUCAGUGGAAUCUAGCCCAGCCCAAUCCCCAUCAGUGCAAGCUGACCCACCCUUAGGGCAAUCUAAUCGAGAGAAACCUACACCAGAGCAACCUAUCCCGGAGCAACCCAAACCAGAGACACCCAAACCAGCACAACGUAACCCUGCCCAACCACUUACAGGGCAUCAAAACCCAGCCACACCCCCUUCAGCGCUACCCAAUCAAGCCCAACCAGAGCAACCCAAUCCAGUGCACCCUAACCUAUCCCAACCACCUUUAGACCAUCUCUCCCUAACCCAGUCAAAGGACCAGCCAACUGAAGCCCAACCACAUCCAGAUCAGGGUCCUCCAACCCGGUUAUCCACAGAUCAGUCAUCUCCACAACAGUCUUCACCAGAUCAGGCAGAUCCGUCAUCUCCACACCAGUCAUCACCGGAUCAGUCAUCUCCAAACCAGUCAUCACCAGAUCAGUCAUCUCCACAACAGUCAUCACCAGAUCAUCCAGAUCUGUCAUCUCCACAUUUGUCAUCACCAGAUCCGUCAUUUCCACACCAGUCAUCACCAGAUCCGUCAUCUCCACACCAGUCAUCACCAGAUCAGUCAUCUCCAAACCAGUCAUCACCAGAUCAGUCAUCUCCACAACAGUCAUCUCCACAACAGUUAUUACCUAAACAUCCAGAUCAGUCAUCACAGUCAUCUCCAGACGAGGACAAACCUAAGAAAAAGGGAGAUCCAAACAAACUUUCCCUUCUGACCUGGAACAUAGAUGGCCUGGACCUGAACGAUAUCAAGGAACGUCUCUCAAGGCUACUGGACUACCUAAUCAAGUACCACCCUGACAUUGUGCUACUGCAAGAGGUUAUUUCACCAAUUUACCAGGUUUUACAGCAGGUUCUGAAGCCGUAUCAUGUGUUGCCGGGUAGUGACAGAAGCUAUUUCACUGCCAUACUGCUGAGGAAGUCCAGAGUUCAACUUCUGGAGAGUAGCAUAGUGAAUUACCCUACCACAGAGAUGAGAAGAAAUCUGCUUAUGGCCCAUGUUUCUUUCCUUGGCCAUCCAUUGUGUGUGAUGACGUCCCACAUGGAGAGCAUGAAGCCCCAAUCCCUGGAACGCCAGAACCAGCUGAGGACGGUGUGGAAGACAAUGAGGGAGCAGCCCCAGGACCACAGCGUCAUCUUUGGGGGAGACACCAACCUCAGGGACUGGGAGGUGAAGAACCAGGGCGGUCUACCCGAGAACAUCUGUGACGUAUGGGAGUCCCUGGGCCAGCCGGAAGACUGCCGGUACACCUGGGACUGUGUCACCAAUGACAACAAGGACCUCCCUUUCCCCGCACGCCUGCGCUUCGACCGCAUCUUCCUGAGGCAGGCCGGCGAGGGGUCAAAGGUCAGCCCAGAUGGCAUCACCCUGGUGGGCCUGGAGAGGUUGAAUGACUGUCAACGCUUUACCAGUGACCACUGGGGUCUCCUCUGCACCUUCGUCAUAAAACCACUCAGUCAAGCAACACCUGAAUGAUAAAAAGGGAACAGUUAGCUGUCCAUGUCAUGUCAACCUGGAACAGCAUAGAAGUCUUUGCCCAUCUUCUUUAUGUACAUUGGGAGAUUUUGAGAUUUUGACCUAGGAUAGAGCAGGAUUAUGGGCACAGCAAUAGUGAUUAAUGACUUCAAUUUCUAUGUUUGGCAACUGCUGCUGUUCCAAGGCACACUUUUAAUUUAUCCAGCCACAUAUUUGUCUGUGCCAACAGGUUAUGUACCCUAUUCAAAGGCACAUUCAUACUGUCUUUGGACAGAAACUAUAUUGGCUAUAACUAUAUCUGAUAUCACUGUUUUAAACAUCACAGCAUCAAGCCAAUUUCACAAUAAACUCAUUUUGUUCCAGACAGUAA
This is a messenger RNA of Oncorhynchus nerka (sockeye salmon), 2337 nucleotides long. RefSeq names its product tyrosyl-DNA phosphodiesterase 2-like. NCBI's taxonomy places the organism in Eukaryota, Metazoa, Chordata, Actinopteri, Salmoniformes, Salmonidae. The transcript is spliced from 6 exons. Gene Ontology annotation, molecular function: single-stranded DNA binding; 5'-tyrosyl-DNA phosphodiesterase activity. Bases 264 to 1967 code for a protein of 567 amino acids. The record is from RefSeq and is a predicted model, not a curated record. Gene Ontology annotation, cellular component: PML body; cytoplasm. Gene Ontology annotation, biological process: double-strand break repair.